AUGUUCCUUCAGUCAUUAUUGCCACAUCCACAAAUACUCAUUCGAAUUGUAUAUGUAAUUACGUUGUCAAUAACCUUCCUAACAACAUUAGCAUUUAAAACUCCAAAUGUAUAUUACAAUAAUACAAAACUUGGACUAAAAUUACAAUCGUUGAAUGUAUGCGUUGGCGAACUCGACCCGCCUACAUUAUCCCCUGUUCAAAAACUCAUAUCCCCCGAGUUGGAGAAGGAAUUGAAACAAAAAGGAUUUUUUGUGGGUGAAACAAACUCCUGGCAAAAUUGGCAUAUUUUAACUCAAGGCCAGUGGAAGGACGUUGGGAGCCACAAACUGAGUGUAGAAUUGGCCCCCAAAUUUUACUCGCCAUACGCCAUAAGGAAGCCACUGCUCUAUUGGGGCGAGACAAGGGCUGUUGAUACGGAGUUGAAGAAUUAUGCUAGCAUCAUCGAUGUUUAUAGGGAAUAUUGGCCAGACGGAUACAAGCCUAAGGACGGAGGGGCUCACAUAGCAUACAAUCCAAGCCUAUUCAUGCCUGAAUGGGUACCAUUGAAAGAUAGAGAUGGACUUAAGUAUGCAGAUGUGAGAUUCUUUCAAGGCUGGGCGGCGCUUCCACCAAAUUCACCAGUUAAAGUAAAGUCGGCUUCUCCAAUAAUCGUUAUUCCAAAUACAGGACGUAGAUAUCAAAAGUUUUAUUUGGGCCCCUAUCCAGACACGUUUGGCUGGACAAUUGGAUCUUUAAUGAAGGCUAUGGCGGUGGCUAGGUCUCCGGGGCACGCAAUAGUGGCUAUAAAGAUCCACAACAUGAACCCAGAUACCACAAUCAACAAAGUCAGGGAAGACUUGCUCCAUAUUGGCAUGUUUGCCAAAAAUAUUGCCUUUGAGACAAUAACGCCGGGAAUGGAAUCACGUGUGAGAAGUGUCAUUAAGGGUCCGGUCAAUUUGUGCGCUGGUGCACUGGAUUGGCCUCAGAGCGUGAAACUUGCCACUCCAGAAACGCAUAUUGCCUAUAUUGAGGAGGGCGGCGAAUUAGAUAUUGAAUUCAAAAUUGAAUGGGGGAGAGGGGCGUAUGUGGGGGAUAUGCAUGGAUUGUUAAGGCAAAUGGAUGGCUGCAAUUUACCCUGCAGUGUGAGACGUAGAGUUAAGGAAGUUGAGGAUGGAUUUUAUCCCAUUGAUGCAGUGUUUGGCGGAUGCAGAAUGGUCAGGCUUGCUGUACAUAAGUUACUGGGAAAUAGGUGGUGUGCCGAAUCUCAAACAUGUCCAGACCCAAAGGAGCAACUCGUUUUCGAAGUGUGGACUGAUGAAUCAACCACGCCUCUCUCCAUUUUGGAGUUCUCCCUCGUGGAAGUAGAUUCUUGGAUGAAAGAGUUGAUCCGUCAGGUCUCUACUGAUGUGGAUUUUGACAAUGAAGACGAACAGCUCAAGGAUUCUUGGGUCAAGAUUGAUAAAUUUGGUUCGCUCAUGCGCAAGAUCCAACUGAUGGGCGGGCCAAAGAUUGAAAUGUUACAUCAGACAGGCCUAUUCAACAGUAGAAAUCCGGAGGAUUUUGGAUACUCCCAAGAUGACAUAAAGGAUAUCCAGCAAUUCCCACAGGCUCCAAUCAAUGUCCCAUUAAUUGAACCAGUCAAACCAGAUCUAGACCACGUGUCUUGGCUCUCCAGCGAAUUAAAAAAGGAGGAUUAUGCAGAGGCAGUUGAGAUUAAGAGUGAUGACUAUAUGUACAAUCCAGACACAACUGGAGCACCAGACAAUCCUGUCAAUAACUUGAUUACGUCAAUACCUCUUUCUUUUGAUGACGUUAAAGCGCUCAAUGAUUGCGGAAUUGAGACUUUUAUGGACGUCCUCAGGUUUAGGGAAUUUGAGAUCAGACUCAUACCAAAUCUGUCGGAGAAGGGCGCCCAAAUGUUACUUGAUCACUGCAAAUCACUUGACACCGGUGGCAAUGCCACAGUUGAAUAA
Babesia microti strain RI is the source of this 1953-nucleotide messenger RNA. RefSeq names its product DNA-directed RNA polymerase subunit alpha. The coding region runs from base 1 to 1953 and encodes 650 amino acids. Gene Ontology annotation, biological process: DNA-templated transcription. The record is from RefSeq and is a predicted model, not a curated record. The transcript has 9 exons. Lineage: Eukaryota; Apicomplexa; Aconoidasida; Piroplasmida; Babesiidae. Gene Ontology annotation, molecular function: DNA-directed RNA polymerase activity; protein dimerization activity.